This is a messenger RNA of Cyprinodon tularosa, 2869 nucleotides long. RefSeq names its product coronin, actin binding protein, 2Ba (gene coro2ba). The coding region runs from base 360 to 1805 and encodes 481 amino acids. The transcript has 12 exons. NCBI's taxonomy places the organism in Eukaryota, Metazoa, Chordata, Actinopteri, Cyprinodontiformes, Cyprinodontidae. The record is from RefSeq and is a predicted model, not a curated record. Gene Ontology annotation, molecular function: actin filament binding. Gene Ontology annotation, biological process: actin filament organization.
AGAGAGCAAGGGAGCUGAGAGUAGCAGGCAGGCAGACUUUGCCUGCAUCAUUUCUGUGUGGGUGUGUUAGUGAGUGAGCAGUUGGUGAGGGAGGAGGGGUGUAUCCUUGCUUGGAGCUUUUCCCUCUCGUAGUAACCAGCCGCAAGCCGACUGCCAGCCAUUACUUCACUGCAGCAGGAGUCAGCCCCUUGUACUGAAUGAGCCAGACACACUAACCUGACUGCCCCCUCCUCUCUCUGCUCUCCUCUCUGCAUAUUCAGCAGAGCUGCCCUCCUCUCCUCAUCAUCACUGUGCCACUCCUGCGGCGCUGCUCUUUGCUGGAAGGGGACGUUGGCCUGCUCCUCACCAACUGAUUCUGCAUGACUGUCACAAAGAUGUCAUGGCGUCCGACGUACCGAAGCUCCAAGUUUCGAAAUGUUUACGGCAAGGUAGCCAACCGGGAGCAUUGCUUCGAUGGCAUCCCCAUCACCAAGAACGUCCAUGACAACCACUUUUGUGCCGUCAACUCUAAGUUCCUCGGUGUAGUCACAGAAAGCGCUGGUGGCGGCUCCUUUAUUGUAAUUCCUUUGUCCCAGGCUGGCCGUCUGGACUCUCAUUACCCGAAGGUGUGUGGCCACCAGGGCAACGUGCUGGAUAUCAAAUGGAAUCCCUUCUUUGAAAACAUCAUAGCCUCGUGCUCAGAGGACACUUCGGUUCGAGUAUGGGAGAUCCCAGAAGGGGGAUUGAGGCGCAACAUGACUGAGGCGGUCCUGGAGCUGUAUGGUCACAGCAGACGAGUGGGUCUCAUUGAGUGGCAUCCAACCACCAGUGGCAUCCUCUUCAGUGCUGGAUAUGACUAUAAGAUCCUGAUUUGGAACCUGGAGACCGGAGAGCCGGUAAAAAUGAUCGACUGCCACACUGAUGUCAUCUUAAGUAUGUCCUUUAACACAGACGGCAGCCUGCUAGCAACAAGCUGCAAAGACAAGAAGCUGAGAGUUAUUGAGCCGCGCUCUGGGAGAGUCCUUCAGCAAGCAAGUUACAAGAACCAUCGAGUAAAUCGAGUGGUGUUCCUGGGGAACAUGAAGCGGCUGCUAACCACGGGGGUUUCUCGCUGGAACACCCGGCAGAUAGCUUUCUGGGAUCAGGAAGAUUUGUCCAUGCCUAUUGUGGAGGAGGACAUAGAUGGCCUCUCAGGAAUGUUAUUUCCCUUCUAUGAUGCUGACACACACAUGCUGUACCUGGCAGGCAAGGGGGAUGGCAACAUCCGUUACUUUGAAAUCACAACAGAGAAGCCCUACAUCCAGUAUCUAAUGGAGUUUCGCUCCCCAGCCCCACAGAAAGGACUGGGUGUGAUGCCAAAGCACGGGCUGGAUGUGGCAGCCUGUGAGGUAUUCCGCUUCUACAAACUAGUCACUCUCAAGGGCAUGAUCGAACCAAUUUCUAUGAUUGUGCCAAGAAGAUCAGAUACAUACCAGGAGGACAUCUACCCAAUGACAGCUGGGACUGAACCAGCCUUGUCUGCCAGCGAGUGGCUGAGUGGGAUUGAUAGAGACCCAGUGCUGAUGUCACUGAAGGACGGUUAUCACAGACCAAACCAGUUAGUUUUUAAGGCCCCGGUGAAGGAAAAGAAGAGUAUGGUUGUCAAUGGGAUCGACCUACUGGAAAAUGUACCACCCAGGACAGAGAAUGAGCUCCUACGGAUGUUCUUUCGGCAGCAGGAUGAGCUACGACGGCUGAAGGAGGAGCUGACCACAAAGGACGUGCGAAUACGGCAGUUGGAGCUGGAGCUCAACAACCUGAAAAACGUUAGCCCCAAAGAUGUCUGACCUCAAAGCCUCCUGGACUGGCAAACAUGCUUCCUCUGCUCCCAGUUCUGACCUCCAGAUAGCUUCUGAGUCCCACCAUCUUCCUUUUUUUUAAAUAUCAACAUUUUUGCUGCACUGCAGGCAGUAAAAUAUAAAAACUGUUGGAUAACAAUGUAAGCGAUGCAACUAUUAGAUCCUUUUACUAGUAUUUAUUAUUAUUAUGUUAAAGAAGAGGCAGUUCAGGGAUUAUCAGGUAAAAUGUGAUCGAUGAUAGGAAAGAAAUAACUGCAUUUUUUGGCAUUUCUUUUUUUGGGGGGGGUGGGAGAGAUGCUCUUUAAUCAGUAUAUAGUGGAACAGCAUAUUUUCAACCUGAGCACAUAAGUAUUUAUGUAAUUCAGGACCUUUUCUCCAUGUGGAAAUGCCUUGCUGAAAUGCAAAAAGGACCCUUAACUUAUCCUGCAUUACUGACUAAAUCCCAUGCAUUAUUAUUUUCCACAGAGGCAGAACUAGAUAAUCGAAAGACAGACUCCCACUAUCUUCCCCCAGGCUUUGCUGUUUGCAGUGAGCUGCAGCACCAUCCCAGAAUAACAGAGGUGAAGUAGUUUUACACCUGUCAGGUGAAGACGACUAUUUAAGACAUGGAUCCUUUUUUGUUUAGUAUUUUCCCCUAGAAAGCUGCUUAUCUUGUAACUGCUUUCCUUCCCCUGCUGGCCUUAUCUAUAAAACAACUUCAACACUAACAUAAACAAAUCCAGUCUUUUCCCCAAGAAGAGCAGAUUGUUGACUCUUGUAGUUAAAAAGUGUGAAAGUAGAAGGUAUUACAAAUGGUAGACUUGUGUAUUAUUCAAGUAGGGUGAAUAAAGGGAGGGAUUUUAGCUGCUCUUCAAGGGGCCAUUGUAAAGAUUCAGGGGUGAUUUACAUUUACUUCUAUUUAUUUGACACAUCUAACCUCUUUGCUAAGAACUUGCCUACUUGUUAAUCCUUUUUUGUAUAUAAUGUGGCACAAUUAAUGAUAGUGAAGCUGUCUAGAUCAUGCAGAAUGUGUUUGACUGAAUCAGUGCAAAAUAUGUACGGAGCAGCACCCU